AAACUCCUCUUAAACCCUCAAAAACCCAAAAAGGAAGACAUUAUUGAAGCCGAAAAGCUAUCCAUUCGAAGCAGAAAGAGCAAUUAACAAUGGCUUCAAAUGCCUCAAUUUUCACCCGCAAUUCUCUCUUAUCUGUACAGGUCGUGGGGUUUCCCCGAUUACCCGUUUCUCAACUCCAUGCCCGAACACGAAUUCAGCCAAACCCACCUCAUACAACCCGACUCGGACUGUCUUCUUCUUCUAUCAGUUCUUCAACUAAUGGAUUGAAAAGUUUGUAUCUUUCUGAUGUUGGGACUAGAUGGUUUGUUUCUAGAAGUAAGUUUCAGAUGUCAGCGGUUUCAGGCGACGGAGGUGGUGGUUAUGGAGGUUCCGGUGAUGGAAAUUCAGGUGGUGGUGACAAUGGCAGUAACAGCGGUGGUGGUGAGGGUGGGAAGAACUGGUCAUUGCUUGCCUGGUACUUAUCUCUGCUUGAGAAGUAUCCAGUAUGGACAAAAGCAGUUACAUCUGCAUUAUUGACACUUUUUGGAGAUCUAAUCUGUCAGCUGUGGAUCGACCAAGUAGCAUCUGUGGAUGUAAAGAGGACGCUUCUGUUCACAUUCUUGGGGUUGGUUUUGGUGGGUCCAACUUUGCACUUUUGGUACCUCUAUCUGAGUAGAUUGGUCACAACUCCAGGGGUCGCCGGUACUCUCAUGCGUCUUGUACUAGAUCAGUUCCUUUUUGCUCCAAUUUUUGUUGGUGUUUUCUUAUCCUCUUUGGUAACACUUGAGGGAAGAUCAUCACAAGUUAUUCCAAAGCUUCAACAGGAGUGGUUCUCAUCUGUCCUUGCAAAUUGGCAACUCUGGAUCCCUUUUCAAUUUUUCAACUUCCGGUUUGUGCCUCAGCAAUUUCAGGUUGGGGAAGCAGAAUUUAAAAUUUCAAUGUAUUGCCAAGGAUGCGAAAAACAAAUUGCCAAAAUCAUAUCAAAAAUCAAAGGGGUCGAAGAAUUCAUGACGGAUAUGAAUAAUCAUAAAGUGGUAGUAAAGGGUCGAAUAAAUGCAGAUAAAGUGUUGAAGAAACUUAAGAAGAAAACAGGGAAGAAAGUGGAAAUGGUGAUUAAAGAAGAAGAGAGUAAGAAAAAUAGUGAAAAAAAGGAAGGGGAUUUACAAUUGAUGAAACAAAAUCCAAGAGAUAUUACAGAGGCUUUGAUUAUUGGAUAUUGUGGAGAUAGUAUGUUAUAUACUAUGUUCAGUGAUGAAAAUGCAAAUGCAUGUUCAAUUAUGUAAUUUUUUUUUUUGGAUAUGAACUAUUUUUCUUUGGAGGAUUUUUUGAAUUUUGUGGAGAUAGCUUGUUAUAUACUAUGAUCAGUCAUUUUUCGUGA
This is a messenger RNA of Solanum pennellii, 1357 nucleotides long. RefSeq names its product protein sym-1. The transcript is spliced from 8 exons. Gene Ontology annotation, cellular component: membrane; cytoplasm. The record is from RefSeq and is a predicted model, not a curated record. NCBI's taxonomy places the organism in Eukaryota, Viridiplantae, Streptophyta, Magnoliopsida, Solanales, Solanaceae. Bases 90 to 1262 code for a protein of 390 amino acids. Gene Ontology annotation, molecular function: metal ion binding.